This is a messenger RNA of Plasmodium vivax (malaria parasite P. vivax), 1043 nucleotides long. RefSeq names its product chromatin assembly protein (ASF1), putative. NCBI's taxonomy places the organism in Eukaryota, Apicomplexa, Aconoidasida, Haemosporida, Plasmodiidae. Gene Ontology annotation, biological process: DNA replication-dependent chromatin assembly; nucleosome disassembly; nucleosome assembly. The record is from RefSeq and is a predicted model, not a curated record. Bases 234 to 1043 code for a protein of 269 amino acids. Gene Ontology annotation, molecular function: histone binding. Gene Ontology annotation, cellular component: nucleus. The transcript has 2 exons.
CCAAGAGAGGUGAAAAAUAUAGUUCAUUUUUCAAGGCAAUUCCUUUUUCCCUGUGACGAUUUGAGCAAACUGAUCGAUCGCUGGGCAUCUUAACCGUUCGCAUACGUUAGGCAUACUCCUGCUGGGGAUAGCUGCUCGUUGGCUCUCUUACGUUUGACUCUUUUCGCCUCGCUUCUCUUCCUUUCCCUUUUUUUCCCCCCCUCACCCGCCGAAGCAGCAGCUAAAAACGAACCAUGUCUGAAGUGAACGUGACGAAAGUGAUAGUGAACAACCCCAUCUGCGACAUUUUAGAUCCAUUCGUUUUCACCAUCGAGUUUGAGGCGUUGAAUAAGUUAGAGGCCGAUUUGGAGUGGAAGAUUUUUUACAUUUCUGCUGUGAACAACGAUGGGGAGGGGAACCAGGACAUUGAGCUGGAUAACAUUUUCUUGGGGCCCAUCGAGCGCGGCGUGAUGAUGUUCGACUACGCGGUCAACCCGCCCGACUACAAGAACAUGGACGUCGAUAGCGUGCUGGGCCUGCAAGCCAUCCUCAUCUCAGCCAACUACAAAGAAAAGGAGUUCAUUCGGAUCGCCUACUACAUGAAUUCAUUUUACAAAGACACCGAGCUGAGGGAAAAGCCUCCAGCCGUACCCCAAUAUGAUAAAAUAUGUCGCCAUAUAUUUGUAGAAAAUCCCAGAAUUGUAAAAUUUUGCAUAACUUGGGAUGCAGAGGAGAAAGAUGAGUUUAAAGAAUUUGACAGAGAGAAUGAACAGAUAGAGUUAAUCAACUGCGUCAAGAUGAAUGGGGAAGAUAAUAGCAACUCUAAUAUAACGAAUGAGUCUACUCAGGAAAAUAUUUGCGUCUUCAGUGACGUCCAGGCGAAUGGUAAAAAGAGCACACACGUCGGGGCGGUCGAAAGCGCCAACGCGUAUGCCAGCGCAGGUUUGAACGAGCGGGCCGUCCUCAGCAGCAACGCCGCGUCGACUGACCUAGAUAAGUGCGAGCUUAUUAACGCCAACAUAAAUGGGAUCAGCCGGAUAACCAUCGACAAUAAGCACGCCUGA